Alternaria novae-zelandiae is the source of this 600-nucleotide messenger RNA. RefSeq lists its product as uncharacterized. The transcript has 5 exons. Bases 1 to 600 code for a protein of 199 amino acids. Lineage: Eukaryota; Fungi; Ascomycota; Dothideomycetes; Pleosporales; Pleosporaceae. The record is from RefSeq and is a predicted model, not a curated record.
AUGCACUAUACACUCAUCGCUUCGACGGCUGCACUUUCUGCACUGGUUCCGCGCCAGAUGCGAAACUGCCCCGCUAUACCUACAUGCCCUCGCUGGAACGGUUGCGUAUCUACAUCCACCAACGGUGCUGUAUUCCAGCUCACCUGUGCGACCGACUACAACGGCCCCAUCAUCGACUCUGCCCAGGAUUGCGUCGCAUUCAACAUGAAGGGAAGUUUCUGCUACCUUCUGGGCAACCCCAAGGGUACUGCCCGGCCAGCAACCAACGUGUCCACCGGCAAUCAGCUCAAGGGCCCGACCAUCGCAGAGCCCGCGCCUGGCUCCUCGACAUGCACCGACGUCAUCGACUGCCCUACCGAUGACAAGUGCAGGUACACCACUGCGAACCAGAAGCCGUUCAUUGCACAGUGCAACUGGGACUACUAUGGUGGCGACAUUGCCUACAAGUCAACCGAGUCCAUGACCAAGUGUGUGGACGUGUGUUCUUUUACAACAGGAUGUGUUGCCGUUACUUGGUUUGACCAGAACUGCUACCUCAAGAACAACAACACCAACAUGAUCUACAACAACAAUGUUGAUAGUGUUCAUCUUGAGAACUAG